Lecanosticta acicola is the source of this 1997-nucleotide messenger RNA. Lineage: Eukaryota; Fungi; Ascomycota; Dothideomycetes; Mycosphaerellales; Mycosphaerellaceae. The record is from the annotation of a GenBank genome assembly.
AUGGCAGAGGCCUGCAUCGUGUGCCUGGGUGACUUGCGCACCUCGGUGGUCGAAGACCCACCACCGGAAGAUGCCGCAGCUGUUCCCGCUGAUGAUGCUGACAAGGGCAUUGAUGCCGCCAAGCAUACCGUAACUACGAAUGCGCAAAGGUACCGCACCUAAUCUCGAUCGUGUCUGCCGCCGAUGAUGGCGAUGACCUCCCAUACUGGAGGCCUCCAUGGCCUGCCCUCCGCACUACCUUGACUGGUACCAUGCUUCCUUCUUGGACGGCUUGAAGAUCUAGAAGAUAUUCGCCGAAUAAGCUUGGAAGGUGAGGUUGAUCCCAGCUUCACAUGCAAAUGCGAAGCGGCUGGAGGCCUUCAGUAUGAAAUCUUUCUCGAACCAUGUGCUGAUAUGUUGUUCGCAGUAUUGAGACCGACGACGAAGCGAUUGCCCAUCUACUUCCCUGCAAGCACGAUUUACACAACUCCUGUCUGAAGCCAUGGGUAGAGCGCGCGAACAGCUGUCCAAUUUGUCGCACAACAUUCAACAUGGUCGAGAUCAGCCGCACGCUUGGUGGCCCCAUCGUCGACAGUUAUGCGGUGAGAGAUAAGGUGCAAGAGGCCGAGGUGGACCCGACUAUGAUUGUCGAAGACGAACUCUUCGCCGUCGAAACUUGGGAUCCGUGUCUGGUUUGCGGAUCUGCACAGGAUGGCCACGGCGUCAUGUAUUGCGACGGCUGCGACCGAUCAGUCCAUGUUUUCUGCGCCGGCUUCGACGACGCUCCCGACGUGUGGUACUGUGAGACAUGUCUUGUCGACCUCGAGAACGAUACAGAAUUGCCCGGUAUGGCUUCUGCUCUUCAAAGACAACCCCGCCGCCGCAAUCAGAACCGAAAUGGCGCCCCGUCCCGCCGUCGCUGGCAUAACGAUGCGAUGUGGGCUCGUGUUUGGCAAGAGGUGUCGAGGAGACUUGAUCUCGAUCUAGACUUUCCUUUUGACGAAGAGUCCGGCACAGAGGAGAGAACGGAAGAACAACGUCGUGAGUUUGAGGUCUGGCAGCGGCGAUUUGCGGUCGCAGAUAGUCAUGGUGCCACGGAUCGACUCCGCAGCAUCGCUCAGGGGCGACUUGGAAAUCUGCAGCCGCGUGCAGAAUCGCAGGAUGAGCUUAGAGCAUGGAACGCGUUCGACAAAGCUCGAGAAUCACAAGAUGCACCCUCGACUGUAAGGCGCCGCAAGCGACGGGCCACGCAAUCACCUGCCUCGCCGGGCGAGCCGGGACAGUCAGAACAACCUCAACUGAAAAGACCCCGCCUGCGAAGACCUCCGCAGACGCAAGCUGAGCAAGCAGAAUCAUCAAACGCCGCUGCUGGUCGCAGGAACACCGAAGAGCCAACCUUCCUCUCUUCGCUCUUGCGCGAGGUCGAGCAUAAGGCCACAUCUGCUACGUCCCCAGCUACAACGGAUCAUGCCUAUGGCCGUCAGUCACCUCGGAACUCGUCUCCCGUACGGUCUCCAGCAUCGUCCGAGCCUGGAACCCCCAGAGCCAUGGAGAGACCCUUGUCGCCUCCUCUCUCCUCGGAAUUGGUUCCCAUCUCACCAAUGGGGCAGACCUUCUCUCCCUUCUCUCCUGCGGAAACCCGUGUCACCUCGGAAAGGCCAAUCGACGCCCAGCUGCGAGGCCGUCGUCAUCGAGGCCGCGAGCGACAGCAAGAUGGCGCUUCGCCAGAAGCACGCCAGUCGUCUGCCUCGCCAUCGCGCUUAUCCUAUUCCGCGAAAGAAGAGAUCCAGAGGAUGGUCAAGCUCUCGCUUGGCGCACGGUACCGGGAGAAGGAGAUCACCAAAGAACAGUACACCGACAUCAACAGAGAUGUGUCUCGCAAGAUGUACGAGCUUGUGGGCGAUGCCUCUGCGCUUUCUGCUCAAAAAGAGAGGGAGAAGUGGCAGAGCGUUGCGAAUGACGAAGUUCAGCAGGCAAUUGCGGCACUAUCUACUAUAGCUGCUCCGGCUGAGGGCUAA